AUGAUGACCUCCUUCUACUCUGGCGAAGGAAAAGAACGCUUGUUGUUGUCGCGUUGGUUUCAAGAUAUUGACAUCGCUAUCGCCUCGAGACUUCUCGAGGCUCUUCAAAGAAAGGUCAACUUCCUCUUUUCCCGUCUCACUGGUAAAGACAAGGUGUGGGCCUUGGGUAAACUCGUUGCGGACAAUCAUGCGUUCCCCACUUUGAAAGCCAUCCAGAGUGACCUUCGACUCGCCUUCGAGCCGCCACAGGAAGAGAAAUUGGUGCGAUCAAGGUUCCUGUUCUUGCAAUAG
This is a messenger RNA of Peronospora matthiolae, 291 nucleotides long. The record is from the annotation of a GenBank genome assembly. Lineage: Eukaryota; Oomycota; Peronosporomycetes; Peronosporales; Peronosporaceae.